AUGGCAUUUCUUCAGAUUGUCACGACCAGCGUUGUCGUGACCCUUCUUUGGGUGGUGACCGAGUCAAUCCGCCGUCUUUUCUUUCACCCUCUAGCCCACAUUCCAGGUCCCCGCCUCGCCGCUCUGACCUGGUGGUACGAGUUCUACUACGAUGUCGUUCUUCCGGGCAAAUAUAUUUUUAAGAUCCAAGAACUGCACCGUGAAUAUGGACCCAUUCUCCGUAUUACCCCAGACGAAAUUCACACCAACGACGUUGGCUUCUUGGACACAGUCUAUGCUGGUUUGAAAGAUAAGUACGAGUACCCAUUACGGGCCCUGCGAGUGCCUGGAGGAGUAGGCACCACAGCAGAUGCCAAGCUCCACAAGUUGCGCCGCGAAGCUCUCGUGCCCUUCUUCAGCAAACGCAACGUUCUAUCCCUACAGCAUUUGGUCACAGAAAAGGUCGACCAGCUAUCUGAGCUUAUCGCGAAGCACGCGAGAGAAAAGUCGCAAGCCAAUCUAUCAGACCUCUUUUUUGCAUUCUCCAACGAUGUCGUGACCAACUUUUUGUUUGCGCACAAAAUGAACAGCUUGGCAGAUGAGGAACAGGCAGGUAUAUCUCGGAAUAACAGCAGGCAACUCCUCUUGGGAGUCCAUAUUAAUAAACAUUUCCCCUGGAUCCCGGACUUCCUUGAGGCACUUCCGACCUCCAUCAGCAGGCCCUUGAUGCCCCCGGGUCUCAUUGACAUGUUCAACCUGUUUGAUAGAGUUCGCGGAGAAAUUUCUGGUAUCAUGAAAGCACAGUCAUCUGGGGCUGAUAGAAAAAGCGGGCGAAGUACGACCGAAAAAGAAGCCGUCUAUGAGUCUCUCCUGGUCAAUGAGUCUCUUCCGCCCCAAGAAAGGACCUUGACCCGGUUGGAGCAAGAAGGCGCCCUCCUCGCCCUGGCUGGAACCGAGUCCCCAGCCCUAUCCCUCAGCAUAGCUUUCUACCACCUGCUUGCCAACCCAUCGAUUCUGAAUAGGCUUCGCGCUGAGCUCGAAACAGUGCCGGUUGACGCCUCAUGGCCCCAACUAGAAAAACUCUCUUACCUCAUGGCAGUCAUUGAAGAAGGAAACCGUCUUUCAUUUGGUGUGACAGCACGCAUUGGCCGCCGUGCACAUGAGGAGCUAAUCUACACUCCCUCGCCUUAUGCUACCACUCCUGGUACCGGAAAAUCCUACAAAAUUCCUGCACGUACGCCAUUGAGCAUCUCCACGCUUAGCGCACAUACCGCACAAUCCGUCUUUCCGGACCCAUUUACCUUCGACCCUGAACGCUGGCUAGGUGAGGCUGGUCGGGAGCGCAAGCGGUUCCAAAUGGCGUUUACCAAAGGAAGCCGUAAAUGUCUGGGAAUCGAACUUGCCAAUGCCGAGCUCAGCUUGGUGAUUGCGGUUUUAGUUCGCUCAUAUGAUAUGGUCCUUUAUGAGACAGAUGCCAGAGAUGUCUCCUUCGAGCAUGACUAUCAGAUCGCGAUGCCGAAGAUAGGAUCUAAAGCGGUCGGCAAAUGCGAUGCAUCGUCACUGCCGCUGCCUUCGUCUGGUGAGUGCUAUGGAGUAGAUGUGUCAAGUUGGCAGAGGUUCGGAUGGGAGAUGCUGCGCUGCCGCGCCAAUUUUGGAGGAUUCUCUUUCACCAGAGCCGAGUGCACUGUCGCAGCGCCCUUCUAUUUCCAGCCAGGACGUCUGUCCGGCUUCGGCCCUUUUCAGGAUGGCGGGGUACGCGCGAACGGCCCGCUUGCCAUCAUAGCGUUGAGGGAGUCGGGCAUCAUUUGGCCGCGUGCGAAACGACAUGAUCUACUUUUGUCGGUUGGCACCGGGUUCACCGCGCCUGCUCUCGAUCAUGGCCUGCGACACAAGGCCUGGGAUAGUGCUCUCCCUCGCCUCUUCCGCGCCACAAUGUCAUCGGCCUCUAUGGACGGACAACAGGGGCUUUUUGAAGCACUGAUUUACCUGCCGCACUGGUCGAAGCCGGAUGUCCUUCGACUCGAUCAGGCCAUUCCCAGUCCGCUCCCCGAACUGGACGACAUCAGCGUAUUGCAAGAGUAA
Penicillium expansum is the source of this 2061-nucleotide messenger RNA. Its product is annotated as Cytochrome P450. Gene Ontology annotation, molecular function: heme binding; monooxygenase activity; oxidoreductase activity, acting on paired donors, with incorporation or reduction of molecular oxygen. The record is from RefSeq and is a predicted model, not a curated record. NCBI's taxonomy places the organism in Eukaryota, Fungi, Ascomycota, Eurotiomycetes, Eurotiales, Aspergillaceae. The transcript has 7 exons. Bases 1 to 2061 code for a protein of 686 amino acids.